Messenger RNA from Nezara viridula (southern green stink bug), 249 nucleotides. The record is from the annotation of a GenBank genome assembly. NCBI's taxonomy places the organism in Eukaryota, Metazoa, Arthropoda, Insecta, Hemiptera, Pentatomidae.
AUGAUCGUGUGUACGCACUCAGCUCCAAAGAAGACCAGGAAGUCAUUGGAAGAGUGGAAAGAGGUCGAUAUUUUGGAACCUGUUGUCAAGCCUCGAAAUGAUACUCUGUUCGCUGGAAGUCAUUGGGUUUUCCAGCAGGCGCUCCAGCUCACAAGGCUGGGUCAACACAGCAGUGGCUACAAAAUAACAUUUCAGAGUUCAUCUCUGCCUCGGAUUGGCCCUCAGGAAGCCCUGCUUUCAACCCACUAG